AUGAGAUUUUCUUCCGCCUUAGCACUAUCUGCUAUUACCGUUGCCGCCCUGGGCGAGAGUAUUACUACUACUAUCACAGCCACCAAAAAUGGACACGUCUACACCAAGACCGUCACUCAAGACGCCACUUUUGUAUGGACUGGCGAAGGUGAACGUGCUCCUGCUGCUACCUCUGCUGUAACUUCUGCUGUAUCUUCCGCUGCUAACUCUGCUGUAUCUUCCGCUGCCGAACCUUCAGCCGAUGAAGGUUCUGGUUCGAGCAUAACUACUACCAUCACAGCCACCAAAAAUGGACACGUCUACACCAAGACCGUCACUCAAGACGCCACUUUUGUAUGGACUGGUGAAGGUGGACGUGCUCCUGCUGCUACUUCUGCUGUAACUUCUGCUGCUAUAACUUCUGCUGCAGAGCCUUCCGCUUCUGCAGAGGGUACCACUACUGAUGAAGGUUCUGGUUCGAGUAUAACUACCACCAUCACAGCCACCAAAAAUGGACACGUCUACACCAAGACCGUCACUCAAGACGCUACUUUUGUAUGGACUGGUGAAGGUGAACGUGCUCCUGCUGCUACCUCUGCUGCUACCUCUGCUGUAACUUCUGCUGUAACUUCUGCUGCUAUAACUUCUGCUGCAGAGCCUUCCGCUUCUGCAGAGGGUACCACUACUGAUGAAGGUUCUGGUUCGAGUAUAACUACCACCAUCACAGCCACCAAAAAUGGACACGUCUACACCAAGACCGUCACUCAAGACGCUACUUUCGUAUGGACUGGUGAAGGUGAACGUGCUCCUGCUUCCACCGCUGUAAUUUCCGGUACUUCUACUCUUGAGACUUCUUCUUCUGCUCCUGAGAUUUCUUCUGCUGAGACUUCUUCUGCUGUUCAGACUUCUUCUACUGCUGAGAUGUCUUCUACUGAGACCUCUUCUGCUGUUCAGACUUCUUCUACUGCUGAGAUGUCUUCUACUGCUGAGAUGUCUUCUACUGAGACCUCUUCUGCUGUUCAGACUUCUUCUACUGCUGAGAUGUCUUCUACUGCUGAGAUGUCUUCUACUGAGACCUCUUCUGCUGCAACAAUCUCUUCUGCUCUCCAAAGUUCGGCUUCUUAUACGAGGGCUUCUUCCGCUGUUUCAAAAAUCUCUUCUACUUCUAAAGCUUCAUCUGCUGUUUCAAAAAUCUCAUCUGCUUCCAAAGCUUCUUCUGCUGUCGAAGCAUCUACAACGACAUCCUCUAAGUCAAGUAUCACUACUGUCGUUACUGCUACUAAAAAUGGGCAGGCUCGCACAAAGAGCGUAACCCAGGAUGCUGAGUUUGUUCAUACUGGUGAAGGUAGCAACGGUGGGGCAUCGGGUUCCUUUGCAAGCUCAAAAGCUAUUUCUUCUAUUCCAAAAGUUCCAACCACCACCGUCGAGACUUUGACAAAUGGUAAGUCAUCCACCACCGCUCAAGUCGUGAAUUACACCGGUGCGGCUGAUUCCAUCGCUGCUGGUACGGGUUUGAUGGGCGCUGCGCUCGCUGCUGUUAUCUUUUUGUAG
This is a messenger RNA of Saccharomyces paradoxus, 1530 nucleotides long. RefSeq names its product Fit1p (gene FIT1). Gene Ontology annotation, cellular component: fungal-type cell wall. The transcript has a single exon. The record is from RefSeq and is a predicted model, not a curated record. The coding region runs from base 1 to 1530 and encodes 509 amino acids. Lineage: Eukaryota; Fungi; Ascomycota; Saccharomycetes; Saccharomycetales; Saccharomycetaceae. Gene Ontology annotation, biological process: siderophore transport.